GACUCGCCGCCAUCAAUUCAGUCUUUGCCGAGAUUUUAUCGUGUGCGAGUGGUUUUUUGUGGCGUUUGCGCAGUCUGCACACUUCUAGCCGGUCCACAGUGUAUUUUUUGGCAGCGGUACUAGUGCUUCACAUAGUGUCUGAUAUAGCAGAACAAUACUUACACACACAACUCACAGCCAUAUGUGCCGAGUAGUUGCAUUUAAAUAAAUUCAUUGGCGUUCUUUUAGUACAAGAAGCUUCAAGCUGCUGCCGCUGUAGUCGAUCACGUUCAUUUCGUUGCCAUUUGACCGCUCGGAGGCGACUUUUCGCGUGCGUUUUGUGCGGUACUUUGGAAAACAAUUGACUGCCCGCCAUUCAAAUAUGAACUCGRUACUGUUUACUUAAGAACAUGCUAUAGCUCAGCCCGAAAAAAAAAUUAAAUUACGAAUGCAUAUAUUCUAAAAAUUAGUGCAACGGGUUGUGACUGUUAAUUAUUUGGAAAAGGUUGCGUAGCGCCAAGUAUAUUAUUCCGUACUUAUUUUUUAUCGGCGUACAUGUGGGCGUGCGCUUGUGCGACAGCAAUAACAAUAAAUAAAUUCAUUUGACCACAAUAGACAAAUUUGCUGUCUGAUAACUUCAUCGCUUGUGCCAAGGCUUGUGCGGUGUAGAAUAAAGACUGUAAUACACAUACAUAUGUACAUAUGUUAUUUGUAAAAGAGUUCGUUCAACUUAGAUGAUGAAAAUGUUGCAAGUUAACAUAUUUGUUGCAAGCUUAUGCUGUGUAGCAUUUUUCAACAAUUUCGCACAAUGUGAAACUGAUGUGAACAGCAGUAAGAGAGCUGAAAUCGCAAAAUCGACUCAACCAGCGGCAUAUGUACUCCAAAAUUGGUUUACUAAAAACAAAAGUAAAUCGCGAUUAAGAAGCAAUUCUAAGGCGACGAAAAAUAAUGGAUUAGCUCGUCUUUAUGGACAACAAUCGAUGGAGCGACGUUUUAACGCCGAUACUGUUAUAACGCAUGACUCAGAUACUUCUAAGAUGUUGCCCACAAAUUCGCAUACGUUAAAUAAGAAGAUGCUGAAAAAACUUGGUUUUACCAAAGUGAAAGCCCCAAACAGCCACCAUAGAAAGCGUCUAGCUGUGGAAUCAAGGCGUCACUCGUCUCCAGAUGAUUCGCAUAUGUUCAUUAUAAAACUGCCACCAAAUUUUGUUUAUUACACAAAUCCAAAAGGUGAAGACAAUAGUAUAACUGACAACUCACAAAAAACGAAUGUGUCGACCUUUCCGUUUAACUCUAAUGGCAAACCGGGACGUAUCUACCACUGGAACCUGCCUGUGUUGCAAAAGAUUCUCGGAAACAAACAGCCACUGCCACUCACUGAUGUCAACGGCAAAAAAUAUGUUAUCAACUUCAAGAGAUUUUCGCAUUUUCAAAAACCCUGGGAAAAUGACAGCAUUGAAAAAUCGUAUAAAUCGAAUUAUAAAAAAUCUCUGAAGCAUAAAUCACCCUCAUAUUAUGCGCCCACUGCAGCAGUUAAGAAAAACAGUUUUAAUCGGUAUUUUUCGGGCAACGGCAAGCCGAAGGGCUUCUAUGUUAUAAAAGAAAACCAACAUAGAGCUAUAAAUUAUAAGAAUAUAGUGUUAUAAAGACAAUAAUAUUUUUGUUAUUUUUAUGUUCUGUUUGAACCAAGCUGCAAUAUUUGAGGAAUAAUGGUUCAACUAUAUACAAAUCCUGGUCACAAAGGCAUAUGUACACAUACUAUACAUAUGCGUAUUUGAAGCGUUAUAAACUACGAAUAAGAUAACAACAACAAUAASUUAAAAAUUAAGUAAUGCACAAAAAGUUCCAUAUCGAAUUCAUUGUACUUUUUUAGAUAAGGAAAUCGGUGGUGGUAUUUCUUUUCCAAACAGUUUUAGAAGUCUCAACUUAAGAUUUACUUUCCAAAAUAUCAAAAGAGACUGACCAAUGAAUUGUACUGAAGAACUUCUUAAAGAACUGGUAAUUACUAUUUUAUUCUUACUUCGUAAAUGGUAUAUUAAACUUCUAGUUAAAAAUAAAAUUUUAAAAUUAAUUAUUUACUAAGCAAACGCUGUAUGCAACUUAAUAAAUACACACAUUUGCAAAAAAAAAAUUAAACUAAAAUAAUGACUUUUUGUAUUCGAAGUUUGUUUUUGUGUUUAAAACACAUAUGUAUGCUCUACAAGUGUUAAAUACAAUUUAGCAUACAAUUUAGGAAUUUAUAUUUCAUUCAUAAAUAUGUAAGUAUACAUACAUACGUUGCUUUAUGCACAUAAAGGUUAUACAAGUAAUAGGAGCUUAAAUAAUAAAAUUUUACUCACAACAAAUUUAAUAAAAAUAUAUAAACAUUAAACCUUACAYAGGCAAGGUCAUUUUUGGCAUACAAACUACAUAAUUACAUAAAACGGUAGCCAGUCCUACGAAGUAAACAGGUUACUUAUCAUAUACUUGAUUAUAUGAUACUUAUGGUUACUUAUCAUAUAUACAUUCUAAUUAUAAUAUUAACGGUAAUUUUCACAUUGUCUGAUUAAUAUAUUGCACUUAAUGCUUGACCAGGUAUUGUGUUAAAGAACCGAUAUUAAACUAUUAAGACAACUAAAGUAUAUCUGAAUAUUUAGCUCAUAAUCUCAAAAGAUAUUUUUGUACUUUUAAUUAUAAAGCAUAUGGUUAAAGCAGGUAUUACACAACUAGAUAAGUCUAUACGAUGUCAAUUCUACGCACUGAUAUUUUUAAGUAUAUCAUUUUAAUGUACAUUGCAAUCUAUACAUAAAUAUAAUCAAUAAACAUCAAUCAAAUGUA
Molecule: messenger RNA, 2796 nt
Organism: Bactrocera latifrons
Lineage: Eukaryota; Metazoa; Arthropoda; Insecta; Diptera; Tephritidae
Exons: 5
Coding region: 714-1625 (303 amino acids)
Source: RefSeq, a predicted model, not a curated record